Miscanthus lutarioriparius is the source of this 2301-nucleotide messenger RNA. NCBI's taxonomy places the organism in Eukaryota, Viridiplantae, Streptophyta, Magnoliopsida, Poales, Poaceae. The record is from the annotation of a GenBank genome assembly.
AUGUCGAAGCGCCCGAAGCUCGAGGGUUUCAGCAUCCCGCGGCCCACCUCCUACAACUUCGAGCGCUCGCAGCCCCUGCAGCGGCUCUACCGUCCGACCGAUGACCCGGACCUCGACGACAUCGCCUUCUCCGACGACACCCCCUCAGAUGGCCCCGCCAGCACCGCGGUGGAAGGAAAGGCGGAGGAUGAGGAGGAGGUCGACCCGCUCGACGCCUUCAUGGCCGAGAUCCAGGAGGAGAUCCGCGCGCCUCCCCCGCCGCCCAAGCCCGAGGCGCUUCGCCGCGUGGACUCCGACGAUGACGAGGAUGACCCCGUCGAGAGCUUCCUGCGGGCCAAGAAGGACGCCGGGCUCACGCUGGCCGCCGACGCCAUGCGCGCUGGUUACGACUCCGACGAGGAGGUCUAUGCCGCUGCCAAGGCCGUAGACGCCGGCAUGAUGGAAUACGACUCCGAUGACAACCCCAUAGUCAUCGACAAGAAGAAAAUAGAGCCCAUACCAGCACUUGAUCACUCGACCAUUGAGUAUGACGCCUUCACCAAAGAUUUCUACGAGGAGAAGCCGUCGAUUUCAGGUAUGAGUGACCAAGAGGUAGCAGAUUAUAUGAAAAGUUUGGCAAUUCGGGUUUCUGGUUUUGAUGUGCCAAGGCCAAUAAAAAACUUUCAGGAUUGUGGGUUUCCUGUACCGGUAAUGAAUGCUAUUGCCAAGCAAGCUUAUGAAAAACCAACUACAAUUCAGUGCCAGGCUUUACCUAUUGUACUUUCAGGCAGAGAUAUCAUUGGUAUUGCAAAAACUGGUUCUGGCAAAACUGCAGCUUUUGUGCUCCCUAUGAUUGUUCAUAUUAUGGAUCAGCCUGAGCUUGAGAAAGAAGAAGGUCCAAUAGGAGUCAUUUGUGCUCCAACAAGAGAAUUGGCACAUCAGAUAUAUCUCGAAGCUAAGAAGUUUGCAAAGCCUUACAACCUUCGAGUUGCUGCUGUAUAUGGUGGUGUUUCCAAAUUUGACCAGUUUAAAGAACUGAAAGCAGGUUGUGAAGUAGUCAUUGCAACUCCAGGGAGAUUAAUAGACUUGCUGAAGUUGAAGGCAUUGAAGAUGUUCAGGGCAACUUAUCUGGUUCUUGAUGAAGCUGAUCGCAUGUUCGAUCUUGGAUUUGAGCCACAAAUACGAUCCAUUGUUGGUCAAAUUAGACCAGAUCGACAAACCUUACUUUUUUCUGCAACAAUGCCAUACAAAGUAGAGCGUUUGGCAAGAGAAAUAUUGACUGAUCCUAUUAGAGUUACAGUUGGUCAAGUUGGCGGUGCUAAUGAAGACAUUAAACAAGUUGUUAAUGUACUCCCUUCUGAUGUUGAGAAAAUGCCUUGGCUUUUGGAGAAAUUGCCUGGAAUGAUUGAUGAUGGAGAUGUUCUUGUAUUCGCAUCUAAGAAGGUUAGAGUGGAUGAGAUAGAGAAAGAGUUGAAUCAGAGAGGAUUCAGAAUUGCAGCACUUCAUGGUGACAAGGAUCAAGCUUCUCGUAUGGAGACCCUGCAGAAGUUCAAAUCUGGGACGUAUCAUGUUCUGGUUGCAACUGAUGUUGCUGCACGAGGUCUUGACAUCAAAUCGAUUAAAACAGUUGUCAACUUUGAUAUCGCAAAAGAGAUGGAUAUGCAUAUUCACCGAAUUGGAAGAACUGGUCGUGCUGGUGAUAAAGAUGGCACUGCAUACACUCUGAUUACACAGAAGGAAGCACGCUUUGCUGGUGAACUGGUUCACAGUUUGAUUGCUGCUGGCCAGGAUGUACCCAGUGAACUCAUGGAUCUGGCUAUGAAGGAUGGAAGAUUCAGAGCAAAACGGGACUCCAGGAAAGGUGGGAAGAAAGGUGGCAAAGGAAAAGGUGGCGGUGGAGGUGCUGGUCGCGGUCGUGGUGUGCGUGGAGUUGAUUUUGGCCUCGGCAUAGGUUACAAUGCUGAAUCUGGUUCGCAAGUGCCUGCUCCAAGAUCUGCUGCUGUAAAUUCGCUGAAGACAGGGAUGAUGCAGCAAUUUAAGAGCAGCUUUGUCUCUGGAUCUUCAAAUACUCCAAGCAGCAGUGCACCUUCCUUUGUAAGACCAGCACUCCGUGGCUUUGUGUCUGGCGGCACCAUUGGAGGAGAUGCACGGCCUGCACAGUCGGCCCCCACUUUCGUCCCCGCAUCCCGGCCAGCGCAGCCUGCCCCCUCUGUCCCUGCAUCCCGGCCUGCAGGAAACAACAAUGAAAAUGGGAACUCAAAUCCAGAAAGUUCACGGGAUCGGUCCAGGGAGAGAAAACGACCAUCAGGUUGGGAUCGCUAG